Molecule: messenger RNA, 585 nt
Organism: Suillus fuscotomentosus
Lineage: Eukaryota; Fungi; Basidiomycota; Agaricomycetes; Boletales; Suillaceae
Product: superoxide dismutase
Exons: 6
Coding region: 1-585 (194 amino acids)
Biological process (GO): removal of superoxide radicals
Molecular function (GO): copper ion binding; superoxide dismutase activity
Source: RefSeq, a predicted model, not a curated record
AUGAACACAUACGCUCCAAAUCAAAAACAGUCUAGGAAACCUGUCUUUUUCAUUGCAGCAAUCACUGUUGCUGUUGUGUUUUUCGGCUACACCUGGCUGUUCAAGCCAUCUAAAACCGCAAUCGUCCAAAAGGCGAUCGUGGUGCUAAAAGGCGACUCCCCAGUCGCUGGCACUAUCACGUUCGAGCAGUCCUCAGCAGAUGGACCAGUCAAGGUCUCGGGAGAAAUAACCAACCUUGACCCUUCUUCUCAGCGUGGUUUCCAUGUCCACUCUCUGGGAGACCUCAGCGGCGGUUGUUUAUCUACAGGGUCGCACUUCAAUCCAUACGACCAAACCCAUGGUGCUCGCUCGGACUCUGUCAGGCAUGUUGGUGACCUAGGAAACAUCGAGAGCGAUGAAUAUGGCACAGCCACCAUUUCCUUCGAAGACAGCCUCAUUUCCUUGAAUGGCCCCACGAGCAUAGUUGGACGGGCUGUCGUUGUUCAUGCGGGCACCGAUGAUCUAGGAAAUGGCGGUAAUGAAGAGUCUCUCAAGACCGGAAAUGCAGGUGGACGAGCCGCCUGUGGUGUCAUCGGGCUCGUAUAA